AAUAGACGGCGAAUCCUUGAAAGUAAUUGGCUCUUUGACAGAAAGACGCCAAACGACGCCAUUCGACGGUGCAACAGGUCCUCCUGCGUCCGUUUAAUCCAGGACGGGAUAUUACGUAUCGGUUCAGUUUUUCAACUGGAAUGGGUUCGGAUUUUAGUUUUUUCCUUUCGCAGACAAGAUUUUUUGCCAAGCACGAAAAACCCAUCGCUCCGAGUAUAACUGACGCCAGUUACUGUUUACAGUAUGUGCAGUGAUGACUUGUCUGACCCGCGUUUCGGAAAAUUGCUUCAAGUGAGUAUCGUCCCAGUGGUGCCAGAUAUGCCCAUCAGCCCACAAUGACCAAUGACGAAUGGCAAUAUGCAUUAGGGGAGAGUGAUAACAUGGAUGACGGAUCCGAUGACAAGGAUUCCAAAAGAAGAUCUAGAAAUUUAAGCGAGAAGAAACGGAGAGAUCAGUUCAACACUUUAGUCAGUGAAUUGAAUGCAAUGGUGUCACCUGAUCGAAAAAUGGACAAAUCCUCUGUUCUUAAGACAGCUAUAUCUCUGUUGAAAAAGCACAAUGAAUUGACUACCAAAUCUAAAGUAACGGAGAUUGAGGAGUAUUGGAAGCCAACAUUCUUAACGAAUGAAGAAUUCAUAUAUCUACAGCUGGAAGCCAUAGAUGGUUUUAUGAUCCUAUUUUCAACGUCAGGACAAAUUUUUUAUACAUCUGAAAGUGUGAUAUCUCUUUUAGGAUACCUACCAGAAAACCUCAUCAAAAUGACAUUAUACGAAAUAACGCACGAGGCAGAAAGAAACAACUUGUAUAAUAUUUUGAUGAAUCCACCAAAAGAGGAGGAGCAAGUUUCUUUUUCAUGUUAUAUUCAAAGAAAAGGCUCCGAUAGCAACCGAACGACUUAUGAAUUAAUCAAUUUUGUUGGAAAUUUCCGUCCAGAAAAGAAUAGACUCGCCAACGAUAAUGAAUUCAAGGACUACUCCUAUGAAAACAAUGUGAGGUUGAUUUUUAUGGGUAUAGGAAGGAUACAAACCCCCCAGCUCAUCAAAGAGACUGCUCUUGUGGAUUCGACCAAAGCGGAGUUCAUAUCGAGGCACAGUCUUGAGUGGAAGUUUCUGUUUCUAGACCAUAGGGCACCGCCUAUCAUAGGAUACCUACCUUUUGAACUUCUGGGCACCUCAGGUUAUGAUUAUUACCAUGUUGAUGAUUUGAACGAAGUUUUGAAAUGUCAUCAACUGUUAAUGCAGAGAGGAGAGGGAACAUCUUGCUACUAUAGGUUUUUGACCAAGGGACAACAGUGGAUAUGGUUGCAAACUAGAUUUUAUAUAACUUAUCAUCAGUGGAAUUCAAAACCUGAGUUUGUUGUUUGUUCGCAUAGGGUUGUUAGUUAUUUGGACGUAAUGAAUUGCUUCUCAGAUAAGGAUGAUGAACCUCUUACCGAGGAAAGUUCUUCAUCAACGCCUUGGUGUAAAUCCAGCAAAAAGAAGACGGUUUCAGAUUGUACCUCCAUGUCAGCUGAAUCACCUAGCUCUAGACAUUCUGUCCUCACUCAAAAUUCAGUGAAAUCAGGAGAGAGCUUCGAUGGUUUUAAUGGUAAGAUCCGUCGAGCGCAAUCACGCAUACAAACCCCUCAUCAAGUACAAUACCAGGAUCAACAGGUGGAGCAUCAAGUUGUCCACAUUGCACCUGCGCCUCAACCGAUUUUAGAGCCAAAACAUUACGUGGCGGCAAUUCCCGUGACCAGUGUCAUUGCAACUUUUCCUGCUCCAACCGUCCUAACUAUUGGAAACAACUUAAUGAUGUCAGCCCCUGCACAAAAUCAAGUACAGACAGACCUUCAACGAAAACAAGCCGAACUGCAGGCGUCAAUAGAACAGAAACAAGCCGAAUUGAGGCGUAUCUCUGAACAGCUUGUGAUGGCCAGGCUUGGUAUUCUUCCAUCCCAGCCUGAGCAGCAAACAAAUGUGACUGAGUGAUACGUUGCGUAAAAUGUAAAAUCAAAAAAAGUAAAUGAACAGAAGACUAAUUUCAUUGUAAGCCCCACACCAUUGAUAAAGAUAAUAUUUAUUUUAAUUCUAUAAAUAAA
Harmonia axyridis is the source of this 2080-nucleotide messenger RNA. It is a transcript of the gene Clk, whose product is annotated as circadian locomoter output cycles protein kaput. Bases 336 to 1970 code for a protein of 544 amino acids. Gene Ontology annotation, biological process: circadian regulation of gene expression; regulation of transcription by RNA polymerase II. Gene Ontology annotation, molecular function: DNA-binding transcription factor activity, RNA polymerase II-specific; RNA polymerase II cis-regulatory region sequence-specific DNA binding; protein dimerization activity. The record is from RefSeq and is a predicted model, not a curated record. The transcript has 10 exons. NCBI's taxonomy places the organism in Eukaryota, Metazoa, Arthropoda, Insecta, Coleoptera, Coccinellidae. Gene Ontology annotation, cellular component: cytoplasm; CLOCK-BMAL transcription complex; nucleus.